AUGGAGAGACUGAGUUUGGUUGCCUUGUUGCUAGCCUCAUUGGCAAGUUUAUUCGUUCUGUUUGGAGACAGAUCAGGUUCUACGAACUACCUUCAUUCUCUUAGAUUGCAUAGACAGCAUGGACAAGAGGGAGUGUCUUCAACAGGCGGAGAUCAUAGUGCUUUUGCUGGAGGACAGAACCUGAUGACACCAGGAUCAUAUGGGAUCAUGCCAACUGCUGACGGAAGAAAAGAUGUUGCAAACCAACGAUACACCUCACCUUCACAGAGACAUGAUCUUGAAACGAUGGACAACAUUGAGACCAUUCUUGGUCGCAUCAAUCAUACAGAUCCAGCAUGGGCCACAAAGGCCGAUUGCUGCUACACUUACAGCGAGAAACGAUCGGCGAUUCCGAAAAGUUUGCAGGAGAAGAGGCACUGCCGAAAGAGAUUGCCUGUCGCUUUGGUCAUCGGGGUUAAGAAAUGCGGAACCGGGACUCUGAGUACCUUCCUUGAUCUCCAUCCAGCCGUCUCCAUGACCGGCGAGACGAGGUUUCCCAGUAAAAAUGUCACUAACACUUCUGUCAUAAGUUGGAUCCAACGCAUGCGUUUGAGCAGUCCGUACCAGUUAACCAUGACAGAAAAUCCAGGUUUCUUCUAUUAUCACUUCCUGUCAUUCCUCAAGCCAUACCUUCCGUCUCGUGUCAAGUUUUUCUUGCUCCUACGCGAUCCUGUGGAUAGGCUGAUAUCAGAUUAUGCCCACCUGGUAGCGCAUUCAAACGCUCCCAAAGAUCGACCUUUUGAUAUUAUGUAUAGGAUGUACAGGGUUCGGGAAACCUUAGAAAAGACCAUACUGCAGCCUGGUGGGGACAUCAUGAAAUCAAAGCUCAUAUCGCAGGGGAUGUAUAUCGAACGCAUUAAGAAAUUCCUUGACGUAUACCGGAAAGACCAAUUCAUGUUCAUCGACGGUGAUGCAUUUGCGAAGGACCCUUACCCAACAAUGCUGGAAACAGAACGAUUCCUUGGCUUGCCAAAGUUUUACAAACGAUCACACUUUGUCAAGAACGACACAAAAGGGUUCUUUUGCGCGCACGUGCCAGAAAGACCAGACAGAAGAUGUAUGAUCCCGGGGAAAGGACGCCCUCAUCCCAAAUUACCUGACAGGGUUUUGAGAAAACUUCAUGACUUUUAUCGACCCUACAAUAGAGCACUUAAUGAACAACUUGGCUUGAACUUUUCUUGGAUUUUUACAUAGUACUAAUCUAAAGUGUUUGUGCAAGAGACGACAAGAUAAAAAAAUCCCGGAGAUACAAAUAUUAAGGAGCUAUC
Molecule: messenger RNA, 1307 nt
Organism: Lytechinus pictus (painted urchin)
Lineage: Eukaryota; Metazoa; Echinodermata; Echinoidea; Temnopleuroida; Toxopneustidae
Product: heparan sulfate glucosamine 3-O-sulfotransferase 1-like
Exons: 1
Coding region: 1-1233 (410 amino acids)
Molecular function (GO): sulfotransferase activity
Source: RefSeq, a predicted model, not a curated record